Messenger RNA from Anguilla anguilla (European eel), 2606 nucleotides. RefSeq names its product suppressor of cytokine signaling 3-like. Bases 548 to 1177 code for a protein of 209 amino acids. The record is from RefSeq and is a predicted model, not a curated record. The transcript is spliced from 2 exons. Gene Ontology annotation, biological process: phosphatidylinositol phosphate biosynthetic process; intracellular signal transduction. NCBI's taxonomy places the organism in Eukaryota, Metazoa, Chordata, Actinopteri, Anguilliformes, Anguillidae. Gene Ontology annotation, molecular function: 1-phosphatidylinositol-3-kinase regulator activity. Gene Ontology annotation, cellular component: phosphatidylinositol 3-kinase complex.
AGACAGACGGUACACAGGUUUUCAACCGAGUCUGAUGACUAUGAAAACAGAAAACUAAUCCCGACACGUCCUUCACGAGGCCAUACCCUGCCUGACACAAAGGGAGUAACGAUCCUGCCAUUUUGUCCUUCUGCGCAGGAGACAGGAACACCAGACCGUGUUAUUUCACAGCUCAUUCAGAUGGAAAAAAAAAAAAAAAGCUUUCUCAGCAUGACUCUCCCAUGGCAAAUCCCCGAAGUCGUCCGCCAGUUCCGUAUUUGUCCACGGCUGAACUCUCUCGCGUAAGGGAAUGGGCAGGCGUGGUUAACCGGAGAACAUGUGCUGCAGGCAAAGCGGCUUUCAAGGCUGAACAAAAACACACAAUCGAACAGCCAACUGCCCCCACUCCAGAGUGUGAGAGGAUUCUGAAUUUGGAUGUUCUAGUGGAGACAGUGGUCCAGAGCAUCCCCCUUCAUUCUCCUGGGAGUUCCUGCCCCGACACCCGAUCACCCCUUUUCUGGACUCUGCGCGGCCUUGGCCAGGUAGUCUGAGGCGCGGGUGAAGCGCCAUGGUAACCCACAGCAAGUUUGACUCCGCGAUGAGCAGCUGCCCCUUCGAAGCCAGCAUGCGGCUGCCGUCCUACCGCUACAAGACCUUCAGCUCCAAGCUGCAGCACCAGCUGAUCCUGAGCGCCGUGCGCAAGCUCCAGGAGAGCGGCUUCUACUGGGGCACCAUCAGCGGCAAGGAGGCCAACGGCCUGCUGGCCGCCGAGCCCGCCGGCACCUUCCUCAUCCGCGACAGCUCCGACAACCGCCACUUCUUCACCCUCAGCGUCAAGACGGCGUCGGGCACCAAGAACCUCCGCAUCCAGUGCGACAGCUGCUCCUUCUUCCUGCAGACGGACCCCAAGAGCGCGCAGUCCGUGCCCAGGUUCGACUGCGUGCUCAAGCUGGUGCACCACUACAUGCCCCCCAAGGGCGGGCCGGCCGGCGGGAAUGGCGCCCGCGCCACCUACUUCAUCCACUCCGGCGGGGAGAAGAUCCCCCUGGAGCUCUUGCGCCCCCUGUCGACCGGCAUGUCCUCCCUGCAGCACCUCUGCAGGAAGACGGUCAACGGCCACCUGGACAUGUCCAGCAAGAGGGACCAGCUGCCCCACCCGCUCAAAGAGUUCCUCCAGGAGUACGAGGCGCCCAUCUAAGGACCCUCUGCCCGCCUGCCUGUGGCUCAGAGCAGUCGAGGUGAGAAGACAGCGAGGCUAACGUCCAAGGAGACGCCUGCGCUGGCUCGCGCUCGCAGACCUGCUGCUUUCUUUCGGACGAUGGUCCCGUGACCCUGGGUGCGGACGAGCUGCCUGCCUUCCCCCCCCCAACCCCCCCACCCCCCCACCCUGGGCGACGGAUGCCCGAGUUGCCGUGAGAACAGGGACCUGAGUGAGGAACGCUGUAGACUGGGCCUGUUUGGCCACGGGACGGGCGCAUCCUGAUCUGUAGUGCCCGGCUGGAGCGCCGGGCGGAGGUGCCUGCCGAAGAAGUGCGCCUCUCCGAGAGUGCGGUCUCACCGGAGGUCAGGCGCCGCGGCGGCGUGCUGAGGUCAGGCGGCGCGCUGAGGUCAGGCAGGGGCGGUGUUCGUGGACUCCUCCGCUCCUCGAGCCGGCUUCUCUCGUUUCUUUUCCCGCCUGACGCUGACCGACUCUCCCCCCCUGACUGUUCCUGUAAUCCAACUGCUCCUGUGCUUGGAGCCCGGCCACAGCGGUCAGGCCAUCUGUCAGGCCUCCUGCGUUUCCACUGCUGCUAGCCAAGUGCAAUGGCCCCCCCCCCCUCACCAUUCAUGCAGGCCUGGCACCGAAAAAGGUCCCCAAUAGGUGGCCAAAACAUUGCCUCUCUUAAACUGAGAACUGAGAAUAAAGACUGGAAACGUUAGACGGGACGGGUGGCGGGUGAAUCGUACCGAGGACGCUGCCAGUAAAUUCCACCCCUCCCCCCCCUCGUUCCAGGAAGUGGAAUGGAAAUUCACGGCCGGUUUCUAAAGUAAACAUUUGGGUCUUUUGUGGGAAACGGAAUAAUGCGGGAUCGUCCGUACCCGGAGGCGUUGAGAGCACGGGCGAGAAAGCCGGAGAAAAUUGGGGGGGGGGGGAAGGCACAAUCGCCAGGGUUACAGUCUUAUGCCAUGGAACCCCUGCCGGAUGAAAGUGCCCCCCCCGACCAGAUUAGUCCAAAUCCGUGCGGUUUUUUUGGCCUGUUACCCUUGCUCGGUUGGCCCAGAGAGAAGGCUGAAGCGGCCGCCCAGGCAUGGCCCCUGGGUCCGCGUGACCUCACAGCCUCCGUCCAGGGCAGAGGACCCGCGGUACGGACGCCGCCGGCCUGCCCCCGAGCAGAACUCCUGACUCCUCUUGCUAAUGAAUGUAAUGACAAAAGGAAAUCACUCUUCCUCGCUCCCAGUGAAAGGGACCGUGGUUUCGCCUGUUGUAAUUUUUGAUUAUUAUUACUUUUCUUUUUUACGAGGUCAUGUUUACAUCUGUGAAGACCCGAGACCAGAAAACAUGUCUUCUUUGUGUCUUUUAUAAAGAUGUUUCCAUCUUAAUAUUUGGCCAGGUAACUGGCCGUGUAGGCUUGAAUAUCUGAAGAAAA